CAGAUUAAUAGUAUAGGGAUAUCAAUUAGUUUCUUUUUAAGAAAAUAGUCAAAGUCAAUCAUAGAUAUCGAGCUUAUCGCUUUGAUUAUGCUCUUUUCAUUACAAUUUAAUUUUUCGACGAAACGAGAACAGUUGUUUUUUCAUUUUCGACGAAACGAGAAAAUCAAUUAGUGUUUCGACGAAAUGAGAAUCUACCCUGCAUCUCUACGAGAAAUUCGGCUAUAUCCAAAUUGCGGCCAAAAAUUAAACCAAUUAACACAUAAGUAGCCGCAAUUCCGAAGACAGAAUUUUUUGUUGAUUUCAUUUUUUAUGUGUUUCCAAAUUGCGGCUACUUUUGAUUAACUAGUUAUAGAAAGAAUAGAUUAUGAGUUCUGUUGGAUCUAUAAUACGUAUAUAUGUAUGACAUAAAAUGUUGAAAAUAAAAAAUCAUACUACAUAUCAAACUAUGAAUACAAAACUUUACUUGGUCAACAAUCGAAAAAGGUGAAAAAGUCAUUAUAUAUAAGAAUUACUUAUAUCGAUUAAAACGUGAAAAUCAGAACGGUUCAUUAAUUUUUGUCGGACCAAGAAAAGCAAAAUAUACACAAGAUGAUAAUAAACUUAUGUUAGCAAAAACAAAAUAUAUUCAAGCUGAAGAUUUCGACGCCUAACAAAAAACUUUACGAGCUGUUUCUCAUCGCUAUAUUCAUGUGAUAAAAGAUACUAAAGAUAGUAGUGAUGAAGAAUAAUUUUUUUGUUAUGUAUUUUUUCAAUUCAAACUGUUGAUUACUUGAUAACGAAAAAGUAGCCGCAAUUUGGAAACACAUAAAAAAUGAGAUCAACGUAAAAUUCUGUGUUCCAAAUUGCGGCCACUUAUGUGUUAAUCGGCUUAAUUUUUGGCCACAAUUAGGAAGCUACGAGAAAUUCGAUUGAAUAAUUGAUUUUUCUUUUUAGUUUAUAAUUUCACGUGGUAAAAAUAAUUCAUUUGGUUUUACUGUUGUUGGUGAUAGUCCAACAUUUAUUGGAAAAGUUAGUGAAAAUAGUCCAGCUGGUCUAUGUGGACUUAAAUCAGGUGAUUAUAUUGUUAAAAUUAAUGAUCAAAAUGUUUCACGUGCUCAACAAAGAACUGUAUCAAAUUUAAUUAAACAUGUAAAACAUUCAAUUACGUUAGAUAUUCAUCGUUAUCUAAGUGUACCAUUAAAUCAUGAUUUUUUUUCAUUAAUUUCUUCAACUGAUACUGUAUCAACGGAAGAUUCGUCAGCAUGUAGUGAUUCAUCUAUACCAUAUUAUAAAAGAAAUUAUCUUUCAUCAUCAUCAAAUCGACAAUUUGUUGAUCUAGCUCAAUUAGGACAUUAUAUUGAACAAAAACCAUUCAUUCGACAGACAACAAUUAAUGAAGAAAAACCAUUUUAUCCUAUGACUAAUUCAUCAAUGCUUGCUGUAAAAGGUUCACCAACGAAUACAUUUGUUUAA
This is a messenger RNA of Rotaria sp. Silwood2, 1452 nucleotides long. The record is from the annotation of a GenBank genome assembly. NCBI's taxonomy places the organism in Eukaryota, Metazoa, Rotifera, Eurotatoria, Philodinida, Philodinidae.